AAACGUCAAAACGUCAUUUCAUUGAGUAAUAUUGGGUCAGUUCGCAACGUGCUUUGUUUUGCCGAAGUUUUUCGCAGUUUUCUUGAAUAAUGUGCUCCGUAGAACAAAACCCGGUGUUCAGGGACCUCAGCGCUGACGACCCGGACCCAGAAGUCACGGAAAUUGAGUCUCUUUGCAUGAACUGCCAUGCGAACGGUAUGACACGCUUGCUGCUGACUCGGAUCCCAUACUACAAGAAUGUGGUCAUCAUGUCAUUCUCCUGCGAGGAGUGUGGAUACCAGAACAAUGAGAUCCAGCCCGGAGGGGCCUUUGCAGAGCUUGGAGUCAGAUGGAAACUCAGAGUGGAGCAGCCCGAAGACCUGAACCGCCAGGUGGUCAAGAGCGACUACACCAGCGUAAGGAUACCUGAGCUGGACUUCGAGGUACCGGCACAGAGUCAGAAAGGAGAAGUCACCACAGUGGAGGGCAUCAUCACCCGGGCCAUAGCAGGGCUCACUCAAGACCAAGCGUCUCGCAGGGCGGAGCACCCAGAGGCAGCUGCUCAGAUAGACGCCUUCGUGAGCCGGCUGCAGGGCGCUCGCCAGCUGGACAAGCGGUGGACGUUGGAGCUGGAGGAUGCUAGUGGCAACUGCUUCGUGGAGAACCCGGAGGCCCCGCGCAAGGACCCGCGCUGCGAGCGCGUCGACUUCAAGCGCACCACGGACCAGGACCACAUGCUGGGGGUGUUCACACGCGAGGAGGUAUCGGACAACCCUGACCCAUCACUCCUGACUGCGUGCGACCCGUCCGAGGCUUCAUACGAGCAGCUGUCUGCCGACGAAGUUCUGCAGUUCCCCACCAACUGCCCCGACUGCAACGCCCCGGCCACCACCAACAUGAAGCUCACCAAAAUUCCACAUUUCAAAGAAGUGGUCAUCAUGGCGACGGUGUGUGAUGCUUGUGGACAUCGCACGAAUGAGGUGAAAUCUGGGGGUGGAGUGGAAGACAAAGGAGUGAAGUUCGAGGUGCGAGUGGCCAGCAAGGAUGACUUUUCUAGAGACGUUCUUAAGUCAGAAACAUGUAAUAUGGAGAUACCGGAGCUCGACCUGGAAGUUGGCGGGCGUGCACUGGGCGGGCGCUUCACGACGACCGAGGGGCUGCUGCGCGCCACGCUGCAGCAGCUCGCCGACGCGCCGGGCGCCACGGGCGACGCCCCGGGCCUGCGCCCCGGCGGGAUGGACUGGUACUGUGAGGGGGAGGAGUGACAGGUGUACACACGACGACCGAGGGGCUGCUGCGCGCCACGCUGCAGCAGCUCGCCGACGCGCCGGGCGCCACGGGCGACGCCCCGGGCCUGCGCCCCGGCGGGAUGGACAGGUACUGUGAGGGGGGGAGUGACAGGUGUACACACGACGGCCGAGGGGCUGCUGCGCGCCACGCUGCAGCAGCUCGCCGACGCGCCGGGCGCCACGGGCGACGCCCCGGGCCUGCGCCCCGGCGGGAUGGACAGGUACUGUGAGGGGGGGAGUGACAGGUGUACACACGACGGCCGAGGGGCUGCUGCGCGCCACGCUGCAGCAGCUCGCCGACGCGCCGGGCGCCACGGGCGACGCCCCGGGCCUGCGCCCCGGCGGGAUGGACAGGUACUGUGAGGGGGGGAGUGACAGGUGUACACACGACGGCCGAGGGGCUGCUGCGCGCCACGCUGCAGCAGCUCGCCGACGCGCCGGGCGCCACGGGCGACGCCCCGGGCCUGCGCCCCGGCGGGAUGGACUGGUACUGUGAGGGGGAGGAGUGACAGGUGUACACACGACGACCGAGGGGCUGCUGCGCGCCACGCUGCAGCAGCUCGCCGACGCGCCGGGCGCCACGGGCGACGCCCCGGGCCUGCGCCCCGGCGGGAUGGACUGGUACUGUGAGGGGGAGGAGUGACAGGUGUACACACGACGACCGAGGGGCUGCUGCGCGCCACGCUGCAGCAGCUCGCCGACGCGCCGGGCGCCACGGGCGACGCCCCGGGCCUGCGCCCCGGCGGGAUGGACUGCUUCAUAGCGAGGAUGGAGGAGGUUCUCGAGUGCAAACGUCCGGUGACCAUCAUAUUGGACGACCCUGCAGGCAAUUCCUACGUGCAGAGCCUCUCGGACGACGGCCAGCCCGAUGAAGGCCUCAAGAUCGUCCACUACGAGCGGUCGCACGAGCAGAACGAGGAACUCGGCCUCAAUGACAUGAAGACGGAGGGAUACGAGGACAGCUAGACCAUUUGUAUAUCAAUAAAACGUCUAUUGCAGUGUC
Messenger RNA from Cydia pomonella (codling moth), 2271 nucleotides. It is a transcript of the gene Zpr1, whose product is annotated as zinc finger protein ZPR1. Gene Ontology annotation, molecular function: zinc ion binding. Gene Ontology annotation, cellular component: cytoplasm; nucleus. NCBI's taxonomy places the organism in Eukaryota, Metazoa, Arthropoda, Insecta, Lepidoptera, Tortricidae. The record is from RefSeq and is a predicted model, not a curated record. The transcript has 11 exons. The coding region runs from base 90 to 1244 and encodes 384 amino acids.